This is a messenger RNA of Gallus gallus (chicken), 6787 nucleotides long. It is a transcript of the gene FSD1L, whose product is annotated as fibronectin type III and SPRY domain containing 1 like. The record is from RefSeq and is a predicted model, not a curated record. Gene Ontology annotation, molecular function: protein binding. Bases 64 to 1581 code for a protein of 505 amino acids. The transcript is spliced from 14 exons. NCBI's taxonomy places the organism in Eukaryota, Metazoa, Chordata, Aves, Galliformes, Phasianidae.
GCCGGAGGCGGGGCGGGGCGCGGCGCGGCGAGGCGCUUCUGUGCCGUGCUCCAGUCGCCUGCCAUGGAGGAGCAGAGAGAGACUCUGCAAAGGAUCAUCUCUACCCUUGCAAGCAAAAAUGAUGAAAUUCACAACUUCAUUGACAUGCUGAACCAAACAAUACAGAAUGUUCAGAUAAACUCUUCUAAUGUGAUUAGUGAAUUGGAUGAUGAAUUUGAUGCCCUGUAUUCUGUAUUGGAUGAGAUGAGAGGGAGUAUGGCUAGCACUAUUCAGCAAGAACAGGCUCGUAAAAUUCAAGCUCUUCAGAAUCAGCUUAGCAACUGUAGUAAUGCCCUGGAGAGUUCUGAAGAGCUGCUGGAACUUGCUGCGCAGUCGCUGGACAUAAAGGACCCUGUGAAAUUCUCAGAGGCUGCCAGACAGAUCAAAGAUAGAGUCACAAUGGCUUCAGCAUUUCGCAUCUCUCUGAAACCAGAGGUCAGUGACAGUAUGACUCACUUGAUGGUGGACUUCACCCGGGAAAGGCAUGCCCUCCAGACUGUUAAGUUUUUGCCAGUUCCUAAAGCUCCGAUAAUUGAUUUGGCAGCAUGUCUAGUCAUUGAUAACUGUAUAACAGUAUCAUGGAGAAUGCCUGAAGAAGACAGCAGAGUUGAUCACUUUGUACUGGAAUAUAGGAAAACCAACUUUGAUGGGCUUGCUCGUGUAAAAGAUGAACAGUCUUGGGAACUGAUAGACUAUAUUAAAGCUACUGAAUAUACAUUAUCAGGUCUAAAGUUUGAUACAAAAUAUAUCAAUGUCAGAGUACGAGCUUGCAACAAAGCUGUGGCAGGGGAAUACUCGGAUCCUGUGACUCUGGAAACAAAAGCAUUUGUGUUCGAUUUGGACAAUACUUCAUCUCAUGUGAACUUAAAAGUUGAAGAUUCCUAUGUUGAAUGGGAACCUACUGGAGGUAGAGGCCAAGAAAAAGUAAAAGGGAAAGAAAAUAAAAGCAGUGGCCAGAAUACUGUGCUGAAGAGCAGUAAAAGAAGCGGUGCAUCUCCAAAGAGGACAUCUAUUGGUGGAAAGGCCCCAGUGAAGGGCAGCAGAGAUCGUUUUGCUGGUGAAUCGUACACCGUGUUAGGAAACAAUGCUAUUGAAAGCGGGCAGCACUACUGGGAAGUGAGAGCACAGAAGGACUGCAAAUCCUACAGUGUGGGUGUGGCGUAUAAAACGCUGGGGAAAUAUGAUCAGCUGGGAAAGACUAACAUAAGCUGGUGCAUCCAUGUCAACAACUGGCUGCAAAACACACUUGCAGCAAAACAUAAUAAUAAGACCAAGACGCUGGAUAUGCCUGUUCCAGACAGGUUAGGAGUGUACUGCAACUUUGAUGGAGGUCAGCUCACGUUUUACAAUGCAAUCUCAAAGGUGCCACUAUAUACCUUCAGAAUGAAGUUUACACAGCCAUUGUUACCAGCCUUCAUGAUCAGGUGUGGUGGUCUUGCAGUAAGUACUGGUUUGCAGGUGCCAAGUGCAGUGAAAACACUCCAGAAAAAUGAAAAUGGAUUGAGUGGAUCAACUGGUAGUUUAAACAAUAUUGCCCAAUAAUGUCUAUUGAACACUUCUAUUGUUGACUUUUUUUUUUCAGUGCAGCUGCUACGUGCAGAAACCUGAGAAUUUGUUUGAUAAGUAGGUGGGAAAAUCAAGAGUUGGAGCUAUGUACUUUUCUAUUACUGUACUUAAGCAUUUUGUUAUGAACUUGAAUAUUAAUUAUGUUACAAAUAUUUUUCUAUGAAGAAUAUAACAAAUAGCAUUUUCUUAGCUCUCCUAGCAAGAAUUAUUUGACUAUAUAUUAAUACUACUGGUCUUCUUGUACAAACAUGAGAUAACAAGUAAGCAUUUCAAAAGAGUAUCUAUUCAUGUAAGAGAUUGUAGGGUAGACAUGAAGAAAUAGAGUAAUCUGUGCUUUUUUUCUGAUUAAAAAAAUAUAUAUCAAAAAUUAACAGUACUUUUGGAUUCGUAGUCAUACAUUUCUUUCACAGAUCACAUAAAAUGAUAGGUUUUCUAUCUCAGUUCUUACCUGGAAGUUUAAUAGUAGUCAAAUGAUUUAUUAGUGGGAGAGCUUCAAAACAAACAAAAAACAGCAGCAACAAAAAAGGCAUGUUAUAUUCUUUGUGGAAAGAGUUAACAUUUCAAUGAGAAUUAUUUGUGUAUCACUGACUGUUUAGAAAUCUGCUUGCUUCCCUCUAAUCAAGUCAAAGAGCUUUGAAAUAUUUUUUUCAGAUAUGUUAGGGCUGCUCUGAAAGUAAUGCCUUCCAGUUUAUUAUGUUGGCCCACAGUGUCAGAAGAGGUGGCAUGGUAGUAGAGGGUAAACCUGGGAAGGAAUAACUGCAUGCAUCAGUAUAGAUUUGGGACUGGCCUGCUGGAAAGGAGAAAGGAGCUCUGCAGAGGAUGUCCUGGGUGUCCUGGUGGACAACUGGUUGGCCAUGAGAUAGUGGUGUGCCUUUGUGGCCAAGAAGGUCCACGAUAACCUACCUAGGCCACAAUAAAAAGAAUGUGGUCAUCAAGUCAAGAGAGGUGAUUUCCCCCUCUACUCUUCCCUGGUGAGGCCAUGUCUGGAGUAGUGUCCAGUUCUGGGUUCUCCUAGUACAAGAAAGAAGGGGAAACUAGUGUUGAGAGUAAAACAGAGAGCUACAGAGAUGAUUAAGGGCCUCUCCUGUAUGAGAAAAGGCAGAGAGACCUCAGACUGCUUAGCCUGGAAAAGGCUGAGAGAGGAUCUUAUCAACACUUACAAAUACCUGAAGGACCGGAGUCAAGAGGAUGGGCCCCAGCUCUUUUCUGUGGUGCCCAGCAACAGAACAAAGGGCAACAGGCACAAGCUGGAACAAAGGAAGCUCAGUCUGAACAUAAGGAAAAACUUCUUGGCUUUGGGGGUGGCAGAGCACUGGAACAAGCUGCCUGGAGAGGUUGUGGAGUCUCCCCUGGAGAUUUUCAAUACCUACCUGGAUGCUUUCCUGUGCAACCUGCUGUAGGGAACCUGUUUUUUCAGAUAGUUGGAAUCGCUGAUUUCCAGAGGUCCCUUCCAACCCGUGGUUCUGUGAUUAUGUGACAUAAUCCUUAAAUAAACAGCAUCUGAAGCUAUUACAUAAGCAGUUGUUACUAUCCAAAUUUCAAGUAUUUCUUCCUUAUUUCUUUAGUUUUUUUUAUUGCAGUGAACACCUGAGUAGAGCUCAUCUGCUAAGAUGUCACUGUCAUGUGAGAUUUGCAUGCCUGGGCCCUAGUGGUGGUCAGAGAGAAAAGAAUUAUGACAGUUCCUUCUUAUUUUAAGACUUAUUCCUUAGGCUGUGGUUAAUAGACAUCUAAAUAGCCAAGUGCCUGUUCAUGCUACCCACUCAUCUGCCCUACUAUACCUACCUACCCUACUAUAAAUAUAAUCUUUUCUUUCCAGAGGAGAAAGUGUGUAAUGAGAAACAGUGAGUAAUCUCUAACACUGUAAUGGGAGUGUAACAAGAGAGGUCACAAGUGGUGUCCCCCACGGCUUGGUACUGGGGCUGGUUCUAUUUAACAUCUUUUUUAAUGAUUUCAAGGGGGUUGAGUGCACCCUCAGUAAAUUUGCAGACGGCACCAGUUUGGGAGGUAGUGUUGAUCUGCUGGAGGGGAGAAAGGCACUACAGAGUGACCUGAAUAGACUGGAUGGAUGCGCCAAGGUAAACUGUGUGAGUUUCAGUAGGGCCAACUGUCAGGUCCUGCAUUUUGGUCACAGCAACCCCAGGCAACACUACAGGCUUUGGGAGGAGUGGCUGGAAAGCUGCUUGAUAGAAAGGGACCUUGGUGUACUGAUGGACCAUCGGCUGAAUAUGAGCCUGCAGUAUGCCCAGGUGGCUGAGAAGGUCAAUGGCUUCCUGGCCUGUAUCAGGAAUGCUGUGGUGAGCACGACUAGGGAAGUAAUCCAGACCCUGUACUCGGCACUGGUGAGGCCCCACCUGAGUACUGUGUUCAGUUUUGGGCACCUCAGUACAGAAAGGACGUGGAGGUGCUGGAGCAGGUCCAAAGAAGGGCAACAAGGCUUGUGAAGGGCUUGGAGAAUAUGCCCUAUGAGGAGAGGCUGAGGGAACUGGGGCUCUUUAGUCUGGGGAAAAGGAGGCUGAGGGGAGACCUUAUUGCUCUCUUCCAAUAUCAGAAAGGAGACUGCAGGGAGAGUGGGGUAGGUCUUUUCUCACUGGUGACAGGUGACAGAAUGAAGGGAAAUGGCCUCAAGUUGUGCCAGGGUAAGUUUAGGUUGGAUAUUGGGAAAAACUUCUUUACAGAAAGGGUUGUAAAGCACUGGAAUAGGCUCCCCAGGGAGGUGGUUGAGUCACCAUCCCUGGAUGUGUUUAAAAACCAUUUGGAUGUGGUGCUCAGGGACAUGAUUUAGCAGAGGGUUGUUAGAGUUAGGGUAGCAUGGUUAGGUUGUAGUUGGACUUGGUGAUCUUUGAGGUCUUUUCCAACCUGAGCAAUUCCAUGGUUCUAUGAAGAGCACUGAAAAGGGAGGUGAUGUUCCCCCCUCUGCUCUGCCCUUGUGAGGCCCCAUCUGGAGUACUGAGUCCAGGCCUGGGGUCACCUAGCAGAAUAAAGAUAUGGAGGUCUUGGAGCAAGUCCAGAGGAGAUCACGAAGUUGAUCAAAAGGAUGGAGCACCUCUCCUUAUGAAGAAAGGCUGAGGGAGCUGGACUUCUUCAGCCUGGAGAAGACAUUGGGGAGACCUCAUUGCAGCUUUCCCACAGUUGAAAUACUUACAAGCAAGAGAUCAACUUUUUACAUUGUCUCCAAGUGAUGAGACAAGGGGGAAUAGUUUUAAACUAAAAGAAGGGAGAUUUGGCUUAGAUGUCUGAGUAAUUUACUGAGAGGGCGGUGAGGCCCUGGCAUAGCUGCCCAGAGAAGCUGUGGUGCCCUACCCCUGGAGGUGCUUAAGGCCAGGUUGGAUGGGGCCCUGGGCAGCUGAGCUGGUGGGGGGCAGCCCAGUGCAGAGUGGAACUGAGUGGGCUUUAAGAUCCCUUUCAACCCCAACUAUUCUAGGAUUCUAUGAUUGUAAUUAUGAAAUUGUUUCAGAAAGUUGUAGUGAAACCUGUAAGGUAAACUUGAUUAUACACCAAAUGUAUAAUGCAUGAGAGCUGCUCAGAAAGUAAUGCCUCCUAUUUUAUUAUGUUGACCCAUGGUGACAGAGGCAGAUGGUGGUGGUAUGGCAGUAGAGAUCGAAUCUUCUGGGCAAUAUUUUGUUGCCAUAUGAGAGAUGAUAGCAGAGGGGCAGUCUGACAGAAUGGUGUCUGACGUGGAAGUGGGAGUGAAGCAAAGCUGUGUCAUUGAAUUCCUCCAUGUGGAAACAGUGGCACCCACUGACUUUCAUCGACUCUUGCUGAAUGUGUAUGGAGACCAAACAGUGGAUGUGAGUAGAGUUGAGGCAAUGGGUGGUUUCAUCAGUGGCCACAGGGGGUCACUUCUGCUGGAGCAGAUUUUUACAAGCCUGCAUGCUGCACUCUUGCUCACAGCUAGGAAAAACACAUAGCUAAUGGUGGUGAUUGUAUUGAAAAAGUGUUUUGUAGCUGAGAAUGUGCUCUAUCAAAUAGUAUUUAUCUUUGUAUCUGUUGUAGUUUCCAUGGAAAUAAGAGGCACUACUUUCAGAGCAACCUAUGUAAUCUUUUUCUUUAAUGCUUAGUUUGAAGGAAGCGUGAAGUGUUUCAUACUGUGAUUUUUUUUGACUUGCGAGUUUUAGUCUAACCAGCGUCCUAAAUUAACUUAACAUGUGACUUCGUACUCUUGAAAGAUAAAUUUGUUACAAUAGUUUGCACAGAUGUCAGAUCUUUGCUGCUAACAGCUAGUUCCAUUGUUGUUUGUUUUUUUCUAGUAAAUGGGGAUAUGAAGAAUUGCCUUAAGCACUUUAGAUUUUUUUUUUAGACUCUUUUUUGAGCUAGUCUCUGUUUUGACUUGAGUACCAGUAUAUUAGUGAUACAGUUGGUGCACUGUUUGUACAAGGUAUAUUAAUAAUAUCUGUUAAGAACUUGCUCUGCGGGUAAAGAGAGAUGCACGCAGCCUUUGGAGCUGCUUUUUCCCAGAAGAAGCUUCAGGGAUUGGAGGGGCAGUUCUCUGGUGGGGAUUAUCUUCUGUCCAACGCAGUAACACAGCUGGUGACUUCAGUACUGAGCCUCCCUGCUCUGGAGCCAGAGACUGUUUGGUGGCAAGUCAGGGGAGAUCUUCUAAAUGACCAAAUUGAGAUUUUGCUAUUACUUAGUUAAGCAGUUACUGGCAGUAUUUCAGAGUUAAAAUAUCUUCAGCAUAACUUGUAAGGAACUGGAGGUUUCCCCUGAAUGAACUUAGCAGGUUAUCUUCAUUUCUGUAACAAGCUGUGUGAACUUAGGAAUGCAGCCUGCAGAAAGGAUGAUGUACAAGCAUCCAGCUGAUAGGCGUUCCUUUAAAUACCAAAUUGAGAAGGCAGAGAGGGACUUGUCUUUCUUUCCUCGUCGCUUUUUCUCCUCAGAGAACGGCAUGAAGCUAUUGCACAAACCUCCUUCGCUGCUUCUCGUAUUCAGACAGCGGAGGCACGCCACCCCGAGCUCGGUCGCACUUCACGCUCAGGGGCCGGGCCGCUCCGCCGGAGCUCAUCUCAUCGCCCACCACGCUUCGGCCCACCCCUCGGCAGCCCCCCUGCCCACAGGCCUGUCGGCGCCCGAGGGAGGCAGGGCGCCUUCUGCUGUCUCUCACGUGUGUGUGUGUGAGUGUGUGUGUGUGUUGCAGGCGUUUUGUAUUACUAAAUAAAGCUGAAAGCUGAUGCGUACACCUCCA